Pyrgilauda ruficollis (rufous-necked snowfinch) is the source of this 2463-nucleotide messenger RNA. RefSeq names its product proprotein convertase subtilisin/kexin type 1 (gene PCSK1). Gene Ontology annotation, molecular function: serine-type endopeptidase activity. The transcript is spliced from 14 exons. Gene Ontology annotation, cellular component: Golgi membrane; trans-Golgi network. The record is from RefSeq and is a predicted model, not a curated record. Lineage: Eukaryota; Metazoa; Chordata; Aves; Passeriformes; Passeridae. Bases 135 to 2384 code for a protein of 749 amino acids. Gene Ontology annotation, biological process: protein processing.
GUGAGCCUCGGGCAGCGGCGCCGGCAGGCAGGCAGGCAGGGCUCCCGCUCCGCGCUAUCGCGCAGCAACGCGGCGCCGCAUCCCGCCCGCAUCCCGCCCGCAUCCCGCCCGCCUCCCUCCCGCGUCCCGCUGCCAUGGCCGGGCGGCGCUGGGCCGGCCGGUGCGCGGCCCUGGCCGUGCUCCUGGCAGCCUGGUCCCUGCCCCGAGGAGGCAGCGCCGGGCGGCUCUUCCUCAACGAGUGGGCAGCGGAGAUCCCGGCCGGCCCCGACGCUGCCAGAGCCAUCGCGGACGAGCUGGACUACGACCUGGUGGGACAGAUUGGAUCACUGAAAAACCACUACUUAUUCAGACAUAAGAGUCACCCAAGACGGUCCCGAAGAAGUGCUAUUCAUAUCACUAAGAGACUUUCUGAUGAUGAGCGGGUGUCAUGGGCAGAGCAGCAGUAUGAAAAAAAGCGAACUAAGCGUGCCGCCGUGAGAGACUCAGCAGAAAGCCUUUUCAAUGACCCUAUGUGGAAUCAGCAGUGGUAUCUGCAAGACACAAGAAUUACUCCAUCCCUGCCCAAACUGGAUCUCCAUGUUAUUCCUGUGUGGCAGAAAGGAUUCACCGGCAAGGGAGUUGUCAUCACAGUCCUAGACGAUGGAUUGGAGUGGAAUCACACUGACAUCUAUGCUAACUAUGACCCAAAGGCAAGUUAUGAUUUCAAUGACAAUGAUCCUGAUCCCUUUCCUAGAUAUGACCCAACGAAUGAAAACAAGCAUGGGACACGGUGUGCAGGGGAAAUUGCCAUGCAAGCCAACAACAGAAAAUGCGGAGUUGGAGUAGCCUACAACUCCAGGGUUGGAGGUAUACGAAUGCUGGAUGGAAUAGUCACCGAUGCUAUUGAGGCCAGUUCAAUUGGUUUCAAUCCAGAACAUGUGGAUAUUUACAGUGCAAGCUGGGGCCCCAAUGAUGAUGGCAAAACUGUGGAGGGACCUGGGAGACUGGCCCAGAAGGCUUUUGAGUACGGGAUAAACCAGGGACGAAAUGGGAAAGGCUCCAUUUUCGUGUGGGCUUCAGGGAACGGAGGUCGUCAGGGUGAUAACUGUGACUGUGAUGGUUACACUGAUAGCAUCUACACCAUUUCCAUUAGCAGUGCUUCUCAGCAAGGGCUUUCUCCCUGGUAUGCAGAGAAGUGCUCUUCAACUCUGGCCACAGCAUACAGCAGCGGGGACUAUACUGACCAAAGAAUUACAAGUGUUGAUCUUCACAAUGAAUGUACAGAAACUCACACAGGGACCUCUGCAUCUGCACCUCUGGCAGCAGGAAUUUUUGCUCUGGCACUGGAAGCAAACCCAGAUCUAACGUGGAGGGAUAUGCAGCACUUGGUAGUGUGGACUUCAGAAUAUGAUCCACUGGCUGGAAAUCCAGGAUGGAAAAAAAAUGGAGCAGGACUGAUGGUCAACAGCCGGUUUGGGUUUGGGCUACUCAACGCCAAUGCCUUGGUGGAUUUAGCUGAUCCCAAGAGAUGGAAAAGUGUACCAGAAAAGAGAGAGUGUAUUGUCAAAGACAAGAGCUUUGAACCCAGAUUAUUAAGAGCAAAUGAAGAAGUCAUUAUUGAAAUUCCCACAAAAGCCUGCGAGGGUCAAGAGAACUCCAUUGCAUCUCUGGAGCACGUGCAGCUCGAGGCAACGAUUGAGUAUUCCCGUAGAGGUGAUCUGCAUGUCACUCUGGUUUCUCCAUCAGGGACCAGCACUGUCUUACUGGCUGAGAGAGAGAGGGACAAGUCUCCCAAUGGCUUCAAGAACUGGGACUUCAUGUCUGUCCACACCUGGGGGGAAAAUCCAGCAGGCACCUGGAUUUUAAGAAUUACUGAUAUGUCCAGGCGAAUACAAAAUGAGGGGAGGAUUGUAAACUGGAAAUUGAUUUUGCAUGGCACUGCUACCCAGCCUGAACACAUGAAGCAGCCACGUGUGUAUACAUCCUACAAUGCUGUGCAGAAUGACAGAAGAGGAGUGGAGAAGAUGACGGAUCUUGUAGAGGACCAUACCACACUGGAGAGCCUGAGUGAAAAACCCAAGGCCACAAAAGACACCGGCAGCAGCAGUGACAAAGCAGAAGAUAAAAUCCCAUCAGAAGCCAUGCUGCAUUUACUGCAAAGUGCUUUUAGCAGACAGAUGGAUCAGAAGCAGCUGCCGAAGAAGACCGCAAGCGAGAAGUUAAACAUUCCAUACGAACACUUCUAUCAAGCCCUCAAAAAAUUGAACAAGCCCUCCCAGUUAAGAGGCUCAGAAGAAAGUCUGUACAGUGACUACGUUGAUCUUUUUUACAAUGCCAAACCUUACAAGCAUAGAGAUGAUAGACUGCUGCAAGCGUUGGUUGAUAUCAUAAAUGAAGGAAAUUAACUGUAGGGUAUGGCACUGAGUUGGAAAUAUUCGUUCUCCCCACCUGUAGUUUUUUUUCCCAAAGUCUGUGUAUGCUCUA